AUGGAUAAGUUUAUCGGUACAUGGAAGUUGGAGAACAAUGAGAACUUUGUUGACUACUUGAAUCGGCUUGGUGCGCCCGCUUUGGUUUCGAAGUUUGUUAACCGACAGCCUGUCAAAGUUUACAUACGCCAGGAGGGAGAUGAGUACAUCAUUGAAAGUGUAACCGCCGCGAUAAAAAUUACGACCAACUUCAAGCUGGACGAAACAUUCGAGGAACCCAUCAUGGGUGAGUCAACUGCCAAGAACAAGUCACUGAUUAGACUGGAAAAUGGCGUCCUUCACUAUCGACAAAGGGGAAAGAAACCACGUGAAAAGAAGGAGCAGGAGUCAAACAGUACAUGGAGCGUGGAUGGGGAUAGGCUGAAUGUUGUGAGUUGA
Dibothriocephalus latus is the source of this 378-nucleotide messenger RNA. The record is from the annotation of a GenBank genome assembly. Lineage: Eukaryota; Metazoa; Platyhelminthes; Cestoda; Diphyllobothriidea; Diphyllobothriidae.